AUGGCGUCUGGCGUUAGACCGUUGCUUUUCAACCCGCCCCCUCAUUUCGGAACACGGAGGCUGUACCCAUUAGGCGAAAAAUGCAUUCUUGUUUACUUCAUCGUAUUGCUCUGGCCGUACAACACCUCUGUCAGGCCACAUAUGGUCCAGCGAUUGCCCUAG
Messenger RNA from Aspergillus clavatus NRRL 1, 162 nucleotides. RefSeq lists its product as uncharacterized. Bases 1 to 162 code for a protein of 53 amino acids. NCBI's taxonomy places the organism in Eukaryota, Fungi, Ascomycota, Eurotiomycetes, Eurotiales, Aspergillaceae. The record is from RefSeq and is a predicted model, not a curated record. The transcript is spliced from 2 exons.